Messenger RNA from Galeopterus variegatus (Sunda flying lemur), 792 nucleotides. It is a transcript of the gene GRM1, whose product is annotated as glutamate receptor, metabotropic 1. The record is from RefSeq and is a predicted model, not a curated record. The transcript has a single exon. Gene Ontology annotation, biological process: regulation of synaptic transmission, glutamatergic; G protein-coupled glutamate receptor signaling pathway. NCBI's taxonomy places the organism in Eukaryota, Metazoa, Chordata, Mammalia, Dermoptera, Cynocephalidae. Gene Ontology annotation, cellular component: postsynaptic density membrane. Gene Ontology annotation, molecular function: adenylate cyclase inhibiting G protein-coupled glutamate receptor activity; G protein-coupled receptor activity involved in regulation of postsynaptic membrane potential. The coding region runs from base 1 to 792 and encodes 263 amino acids.
AUGGCCCGGCUCCUGUUGGUUUUCUUCCCAGCGAUCUUUCUGGAGAUGUCUCUUCUCCCCAGGAGCCCCGGCAGGAAAGUGCUGCUGGCGGGAGCCUCAUCUCAGCGCUCCGUGGCAAGAAUGGACGGAGAUGUCAUCAUUGGGGCCCUGUUCUCGGUGCACCACCAGCCUCCGGCCGAGAAGGUGCCCGAGAGAAAGUGUGGGGAGAUCAGGGAGCAGUACGGCAUCCAGAGGGUGGAGGCCAUGUUCCACACGUUGGAUAAGAUCAACGCAGACCCGGUGCUCCUGCCCAAUAUCACCCUGGGCAGCGAAAUCCGGGACUCCUGCUGGCACUCUUCGGUGGCUCUGGAACAGAGCAUCGAGUUCAUCAGGGACUCCUUAAUUUCCAUUCGAGAUGAGAAGGAUGUGCUCAACCGGUGCCUGCCUGACGGCCAGUACCUCCCCCCAGGCAGGACUAAGAAGCCCAUUGCGGGCGUGAUCGGCCCGGGCUCCAGCUCCGUAGCCAUUCAAGUGCAGAACCUGCUCCAGCUCUUCGACAUCCCCCAGAUCGCUUACUCUGCCACGAGCAUCGACCUGAGUGAUAAAACUUUGUACAAAUACUUCCUGAGGGUUGUCCCUUCUGACACUUUGCAGGCAAGGGCGAUGCUUGACAUAGUCAAGCGUUACAAUUGGACCUAUGUCUCUGCAGUCCACACAGAAGGUAGGCAUUACUUUGGGGAAAGAAAGGUACUGAGAAAACCAGAGCAUUGCAUGAUGUGCUCCUGGAAUUCCUGUUUAUUUCUAGUACUGUGA